AUGGCCGUCCCCGCCCCCGCAACGAUUGCCCGUCCAACCGGCGAGACCCUGCGCGGCAAGCAGAAAGAAAAGGACGUGCGAAUGUCCAACAUCAUUGCUGCAAAAGCCAUCGCCAACGCUAUUCGCACCAGCCUCGGACCCCGUGGCAUGGACAAGAUGAUCCAGCAGAGCAAUGGAGAAGUGAUCAUUUCGAACGACGGCGCGACGAUCUUGAGCCAGAUGCAAGUGUACCACCCAACAGCGAAGAUGCUCGUGGACCUGUCCAAGUCACAGGACAUUGAAGCUGGAGACGGCACCACGAGCGUCUGUGUGAUCGCUGGCGCCCUUCUGGGUGCCUGCGAAGACCUCCUGCUCAAGGGCAUCCACCCGACCAACAUCUCGGAAGCUUUUGGCCUUGCUGCAGUCAAAGCCGAAGAGAUCUUGACGCACAUUUCGAAGCCCGUGGAGCUCGCGAACCGUGAAGAGCUCAUCAAUUGUGUCAACACGUCGCUCUCGUCCAAAGUCAUUUCCGAGUACGCGGACCAAUUGUCGCCGAUUGCCGUCGACGCUGUGCUCAAAGUAAUUGACAUUGCCACGGCCACGAACGUGGACUUGAACGCCGUGCGCGUCGUGCAGCAGCUCGGAGGCACGAUUGACGACUCGGAGCUCGUGGACGGACUUGUGUUCAGCAAGGGCUUUGACAAGACGGCGAGCAGCACGGGCCCUACGACGAUAGAGAAUGCGAAGAUUGCGCUCAUCCAGUUUUGUCUGUCUGCACCAAAGGCAGACAUGGAGAGCAACGUGGUGAUCAACGACUACGCUGCGAUGGACCGCAUCUUGCGCGAGGAGCGCAAGUACAUUUUGAACCUCUGCAAGAAGGUGAAAAAGUCGGGCGCGACUGUGUUGCUGAUCCAAAAGAGCAUCUUGCGGGAUGCGACGAACGACUUGUCGCUGCACUUUUUGGCCAAGAUGGGCAUUCGUGUGAUCACGGACAUUGAACGCAACGACAUUGAGCACAUUGCUACGACGCUGGGGUGCCUGCCUGUGGCGAACAUUGAGUGUCUGACGCCCGAGAAGCUUGGCACGGCGGGGCUGGUGCAGGAAGAGACGGUGGGCGGCCACAAGGUCGUCAAGAUCACAGAGGUUGUACACCCGGGCAAGACCGUGUCGAUUCUUGUGCGCGGUUCCAACAAGCUGGUUCUUGAAGAAGCUGGGCGAUCUCUACACGACGCUCUGUGUGUAGUACGCUCGCUGGUCAAGAAGCGCUUUUUGAUUUGCGGUGGUGGUGCACCUGAAAUCCAGGUGGCUCAGAAGCUGGCUGCCUACGGCCGCACACUGGAAGGCACGGCUAGCUACUGCUUGCAGUCGUUCGCUGAUGCAAUGGAGGUCGUACCGUACACACUGGCAGAGAACGCUGGUCUCCACCCGAUCGGCAUCGUGACGGAGCUGCGCGCGAAGCACGCGCAGGGACACACGAGCAUGGGCAUUAACGUGCGCAAGGGCGCCAUUAGUGAUAUGUAUGAGCUCAACGUGCUGCAGCCCCUCCUUGUGAGCACGAGCGCGAUCUCGCUGGCCACGGAGUGCGUCCGCAUGAUCCUCAAGAUUGACGACAUCGUGAUGGUCCGGUAA
Messenger RNA from Hyaloperonospora brassicae, 1608 nucleotides. The record is from the annotation of a GenBank genome assembly. NCBI's taxonomy places the organism in Eukaryota, Oomycota, Peronosporomycetes, Peronosporales, Peronosporaceae.